AGGACCUUCUGCCACUCUUUUUUCUCUCUUUUACGUCGCUCUUCUCAGUGAAGUCGAAAGAGAAACAAAAUGAGCCAUUUAGAAGAUCAAGCAAUAACCGGAAAGAGUGAUUCAAAGACCGGUGAUUCGCCAUUAACAAUGAUGGAAAAUCGAUUGAACGAGGAGAUAUCGAGACGCGAGAACGCCGAAAACGACGCUGCUGUGUUGCGUGAAAAGGUCAACGAACUGAGUAUCAAGUUGGCUGCUUUUUCUUCGUCACAAGAAAAAGAGGAGGUCGCAACGGCAAAAGCCGAUGGAGCUGUCUUAGCUACAUGGAACAGCCAAGGUUCGAGUCAAGUGGCAAUCCUGCAGGCUGAAAAUCAAAAAUUACGCCAUUACGUCAGACGUCAAAACGCAUUAAUAGACGUUCUAAGUCGACAAAAGGUUCUUCUUGAAGCCUCCACCGCACUCACCAUCUCAUCGAAAGACUUUGUCAAAGAUUUGGAGUUGGAAAAGGUAUAA
Molecule: messenger RNA, 501 nt
Organism: Leptomonas pyrrhocoris
Lineage: Eukaryota; Euglenozoa; Kinetoplastea; Trypanosomatida; Trypanosomatidae
Exons: 1
Coding region: 70-501 (143 amino acids)
Source: RefSeq, a predicted model, not a curated record